This is a messenger RNA of Melanotaenia boesemani (Boeseman's rainbowfish), 1557 nucleotides long. Its product is annotated as gastrula zinc finger protein XlCGF8.2DB-like. The transcript has a single exon. Gene Ontology annotation, biological process: regulation of transcription by RNA polymerase II. Lineage: Eukaryota; Metazoa; Chordata; Actinopteri; Atheriniformes; Melanotaeniidae. The record is from RefSeq and is a predicted model, not a curated record. Gene Ontology annotation, molecular function: RNA polymerase II cis-regulatory region sequence-specific DNA binding; DNA-binding transcription factor activity. The coding region runs from base 25 to 1032 and encodes 335 amino acids.
CAUUUAUCACAUUUUGGACCUAAAAUGGAAGAUGAUGAAAAAGACUGGAAUGACAACAGGGGACAUGGGUCGGGUGUAAACAGUGAUGUGGAGUGUAACGCUGCCAAAAAAUCCCUCAGCUGCUCUGAAUGUGGUAAAGAGUUUCAUUACCAAAAAUCUUUCCAGAGACACUUAACACACCGUUCGGGGAAAAGGUGUUUGAGCUGUUUGAACAGUAAGAAACUUUUUAAAGUGACAGAAAAUGUAAAUAUCCAGAAAACAGUCCACACAAAGAAAAAAACAUUUGGAUGUGAUGUUUGUGGUAAAAUCUUAAGUUGUAAAAACAACCUUAGGAAACACAUGAGAGUCCACACAGGAGACAAACCGUUCAGCUGUGAUAAAUGUGAACAAAGAUUUAGUCGAAAGACACACUUAAACCGACACAUGAGAGUCCACACAGGAGACAGACCAUUCAUCUGUGAUGAAUGUGGACAAAGAUUUAGUCAAAAGACAAACUUAAACCUACACAUAAGAGUCCACACAGGAGAUAGACCAUUCAGAUGUGAUGAAUGUGGACAAAGAUUUAGUCAAAAGUCAAACUUAAACCUACACAUGCGAAUCCACACAGGAGACAGACCAUUCAGCUGUGAUGAAUGUGGACAAGGAUUUAGUCAAAAGACCAACUUAAACCUACACAUGCGAAUUCACACAGGAGACAAACCAUUCAGCUGUGAUGAAUGUGGACAAAGAUUUAGUCGAAAGUCAAGCCUAAAGCAACACGUGAGAAUCCACACAGGAGACAAACCAUUUUCCUGUGAUGAAUGUGAACAAAGAUUUAGUCAAAAGUCAAGCUUAGACAAACACAUGAGAAUUCACACAGGCGAUAAACCAUUCAGCUGUGAUGAAUGUGGACAAAGAUUUAGUCGAAAGUCAAGCUUAGACCAACACAUGAGAAUCCACACAGGACAGAGACCGUUUCCCUGUGAGGUGUGUGGUGAAUUAUUUAGGUGGCGUCUCUCUUUAAAACAACAUAUGCGUGUUCACAUAAAAUAGAAGAGGCACAGUUGCAGGAUUUUGUUGCAAAUUGUAGACAGUUUGUUCACUGUGUAGAAAUUUACUGGUUAGAAGAACUUCAGGGUGGUAUCCCAUGAAAGUUGCUAAUUUAUUUUCUUAAAUUUAAAUAUAUUUUACCACUUGUAGAAGACAUGGUUGUAGCAAACCAUGUCUUAAGUUUUUUUUUAGAAACAAUGAAAAUGCUGACAUAUAAUUUUUUUUAAAUAUCAUCUUAAUGUCUUAACAUUAAGUAUUUCAGCACCGUGCCGGAUUUCUGGUCUGCAGAAGUUUUGCGCCAACAACAGAACAAAAAAUCUUUCUUAAGUUAAUGUACGCUAACGUGGAUUAUUAUAACACUGAGUUAAUCUACCAAUGGUGUGAGAUAAACACAGCUUUCCUGUCAGUUAAACACGUUACUAACCAAUCAGAAGUUGAGCUGGGCCUUGGAAAACUAGUGGUGAGAGAUCCAUAUGCAGUUUAAAUCUAUACUAGACCCCAGAUUGUAUGAUAAGAGCAGCUCCAGUG